GGGCCAGAGCAGAAUGACCUCUCUCUUCCCUCCAGUUACCACUGUGGUGCUGCUGUAUCUCCUGCUACACUCCACCGAUGGGACAUGUACCUCGGACACACUGAGCUGUGGCUCCCAGGGCCUCACCAGACUUCCCCUCCUCCUGCAUCACACCACUGCCACCUUGGACCUCAGCUACAACCGGCUGGGCUGGAUAUGCCCAGGCAGCUUCUCCAGCCUGCCCAGACUGGACACUGGCCAAUAAUCAGCUCUGGACCUGUCCUCCAACAGGCUGCAGGUGAUGGAGCAGCACUGCCUGCAGGGUUUGUGGAGGCUGGAGGAGCUGCUGCUUUAAAACAACCGUAUCACCCACGUGGAGGGUGGGACGCUGAGUGGUCUGAACAGCCUCAGGAAGGUUUACUUCAGCCUCAACCAAAUUACAGAAUUCCCUUUCUUUUCCAUACAGGACCACAGUCAUCCGUUUCUCACUAUGCUAGACCUAUCCUCCAACCGUCUGAACACGCUACCCUGGGAGGAUGUGAAGGCACUACCGGUGUCAGUGCAGAAGGGACUGUACCUCCAUAACAACUCACUGGUUUGUGAGUGCUCCAUGUAUGGUGUGUUCUGGCACUGGGAGCAGAGGGGCUUUGACUCAGUCCGGGAGUUUACAGAAGAGAACACCUGUCUGAUCUAUGGCGAGCCCCGCGCCUCAGUACAGAUCCUCCAGCACUCCCGCUACUUCCAGAACUGUACGGUGGGGAAGGUGGUCUCACUGCCUGUGGCUGUUCUCAUCUCCAACCUCAUGGUGUACGAGGGGGAGAGGGUCCAACUUGACUGCCAAACCUCCCUUCGAGGUAAAGAGCUGUCAUACAUGUGGGUCUCACCAAAUCAUGAGCACCUGACCUGGACAAGCUUCAAUGACACCCUCAUCAACGUGUUCCCUAACGGGACUUUGGAGAUCCCAGCAGCCAGGGUGAAUGACACGGGAGUCUAUGUAUGCACGACCCGGGACAACAAACACAUGCUGAAUGCAACUAGGGAGGUGAAUGUCACCGUGGUCAGUACCAUGCCUUACUCCUUCAGCACAGGCUACACCACCUUGCUGGGCUGUGUGGUCUCCCUGGUUGUCAUACUCAUGUACCUCUACCUGACACCCUGCCGGUGUGGGUGCUGUAAGCAGCCCCAGGCCAUCCCCAUCCCGGCCUACAACCCGGGUACCCUGGCCUCCAUCUUCUCCCCCACACUGAGCAACAAGCACGUGGUGUUCAUGGAGCCCAUGCUGGAGGAUCAGAACAGGGGCCUGAGGGUGGCUCUUGCCACGGAGCAGUCCACACUGCAGUGGGAGACCAGCGGACUCACCUAGUUAAACUAUGAGAAUCUACCGCUGACAAAUAGCACUUUGACAAUUGAGCCCCUAACUGACAACAUACAUGUAACAGGUGGUUCUAAUGGAAGACUGUAAUUACAUCCUCGUUCCCCUCCUCUUCAUCUCGUGGAAGGCUUCAUCUAACUGGACUAUCCUUGGGACUAAUCGCUGAGCCAUGAAGAGAGUGAAAGAGAGCUCCUCACGGGACUGUACAAGGGUUCUUACCAAUGUUCCUCCUGUUUCCUCUCCUCUUUGUCUCAUUGAAGAUCAGGUGUUGAGUUUUGCUGGAUUAGACUGUAUAAUAUUUCCCAUGCUAUUGAGGAGGGUUGGGAGCAAAGUUGAUUGAACUUGGGACACUAAAGAGUCUGGAGUAUGAAGUUGUGGCACUGGUGACAUUUUUGGGACACUAAAGAGUCUGGAGUAUGAAGUUGUGGCACUGGUGACAUUUUUAUCUGCUCUCAGUUAAUACAGUAAAUUCUCCUAUUCUCAAGAACAUGAACUCCCCUUCUGUGUGGACUCAUUCUACUCCCUUCACAAAUGUAAACGUGUAAGAAUGGGCAGAUUGCAGACAGAUUUCCACUAACAUUCGACAAUUAAUUUAAAUCCAUAAAUGGGAGUGUUUGAGUGGACACGUGUGUGUGAAAGGGGUGGAACAAAAUUGGGCAACAGUGAAGAGGAUCCCUAUUGGGAGAUAUAUUUUGGACUUGGCCAACUUCCAUGAAAGCUGUUAGAGCAAUAGAGUGUGUUUGGAAUUAAAAUGAUUUUCAUGGGAUUAUAGUUAAGUGUGAUUACAGGUAGAUGUCAAUGUAUCUAAAACAAAUGGUAAAUGUAAAUGGUUUUAUAUCAAGGGAAAUUAAGUAGAUUACAGCUAGAAGAUAGUUGGAUAAAGUGCAUUAUAUUUUGUUGUUUCAUUAGCCUUAUUAAUUCUGUACAGUUAAUGUAACCACAUUGAUAUAAAACAUUUAGGUACUCUAUACAAACUCCUGAUCCUGAUUUAUUAAUA
Molecule: messenger RNA, 2348 nt
Organism: Oncorhynchus nerka (sockeye salmon)
Lineage: Eukaryota; Metazoa; Chordata; Actinopteri; Salmoniformes; Salmonidae
Product: amphoterin-induced protein 3-like
Exons: 1
Coding region: 470-1342 (290 amino acids)
Biological process (GO): brain development
Cellular component (GO): membrane
Source: RefSeq, a predicted model, not a curated record